Molecule: messenger RNA, 4022 nt
Organism: Jaculus jaculus (lesser Egyptian jerboa)
Lineage: Eukaryota; Metazoa; Chordata; Mammalia; Rodentia; Dipodidae
Gene: Hif1a
Product: hypoxia inducible factor 1 subunit alpha
Exons: 15
Coding region: 381-2837 (818 amino acids)
Biological process (GO): regulation of transcription by RNA polymerase II; cellular response to hypoxia
Cellular component (GO): nucleus
Molecular function (GO): DNA-binding transcription factor activity, RNA polymerase II-specific; protein dimerization activity; RNA polymerase II transcription regulatory region sequence-specific DNA binding
Source: RefSeq, a predicted model, not a curated record
CCCUCAGUGCACAGAGAACCUCCUCGUCUGAGGGGACGCGAGGCAAAAGCCCGGUCCUCGCCGCCGCCGCCGCCGCCGCCGCCGCGGUCGUCGAGCCAGAGGCUGACAAGCCAGCGGGAGGAGAAGCUGAGAAAACGCGCCCCGGCGAUUGCGAGCUUCGGGGGAAGAGGGGUGUCGGGAGUCACCGAGCCGAGGGAGGCUUCCCGCCUCGCACCUCGUCCACCACCUCGCCGCCCAGCCUCCGGACCUGCUCAGAUUCUGCCCCUCUUUUUUUUCCCUCUCUCUCUCCCCGCGUGUGGAGGGGAGCCAGCGCUUUAGGCCCGAGCGAGCCUGGGGGGCGCCGCCGGCCGCGAAGGCAUCAUCGCGGCCACCGAUUCGCCAUGGAGGGCGCCGGCGGCGCGGACGAGAAGAAAAAUAGGAUAAGUUCUGAACGUCGAAAAGAAAAAUCUAGAGAUGCAGCCAGAUCUCGACGAAGCAAAGAGUCUGAAGUUUUUUAUGAGCUUGCUCAUCAGCUACCACUUCCCCAUAAUGUGAGCUCACACCUUGAUAAGGCUUCAGUUAUGAGGCUUACGAUCAGUUAUUUACGUGUGAGGAAACUUCUGGAUGCUGGUGAUCUUGAUGUCGAGGAUGAAAUGAAAGCACAGAUGAACUGUUUUUACCUGAAAGCCCUGGAUGGCUUUGUCAUGGUGCUCACAGACGAUGGUGACAUGAUUUACAUUUCUGAUAACGUGAACAAAUACAUGGGGUUAACUCAGUUUGAACUAACUGGACACAGUGUGUUUGAUUUUACUCAUCCGUGUGACCAUGAGGAAAUGAGAGAAAUGCUUACACACAGAAAUGGCCCAGUGAAAAAGGGUAAAGAACAAAGCACACGACGAAGCUUUUUUCUCAGAAUGAAGUGUACCCUAACUAGCCGGGGGAGAACUAUGAACGUAAAGUCUGCAACGUGGAAGGUACUUCACUGCACCGGCCAUAUUCACGUGUAUGACACCAGCAGUAACCAGCCUCAGUGUGGGUACAGAAAACCACCCAUGACGUGCUUGGUGCUGAUUUGUGAACCCAUUCCUCAUCCAUCAAAUAUUGAAAUUCCCCUAGAUAGCAAGACUUUUCUUAGUCGGCACAGCCUGGAUAUGAAGUUUUCUUACUGUGAUGAAAGAAUUACUGAGUUGAUGGGAUAUGAGCCAGAAGAACUUUUGGGCCGCUCAAUUUACGAGUAUUAUCAUGCUUUGGACUCCGAUCAUCUGACCAAAACUCAUCAUGACAUGUUUACUAAAGGACAGGUCACCACAGGACAGUACAGGAUGCUUGCCAAAAGAGGUGGAUAUGUGUGGCUUGAAACUCAAGCAACUGUCAUAUAUAACACCAAGAAUUCUCAGCCACAAUGCAUUGUAUGUGUAAAUUAUGUUGUGAGUGGUGUUAUUCAGCACGACUUGAUUUUUUCCCUUCAACAAACAGAAUGUGUCCUCAAGCCAGUGGAAUCUUCAGAUAUGAAAAUGACUCAGCUGUUCACCAAAGUUGAAUCAGAGGAUACAAGCAGCCUGUUUGACAAACUUAAGAAAGAACCUGAUGCUUUAACUCUGCUGGCUCCAGCUGCUGGAGACACAAUCAUAUCUUUAGAUUUUGGCAGCAAUGACACAGAAACUGAAGACCAACACCUUGAGGAAGUUCCAUUGUAUAAUGAUGUAAUGUUCCCCUCAUCUGAUGAAAAAUUGCUGAAUAUAAAUUUGCCAAUGUCUCCAUUACCUGCCUCUGAAACUCCAAAGCCACUUCGAAGUAGUGCUGAUCCUGCACUCAAUCAAGAAGUUGUAUUAAAACUAGAACCAAAUCCAGAGCCCUUGGAGCUUUCGUUUACCAUGCCCCAGAUUCAAGAUCAGCCAGCAAGCCCCUCUGAUGGAAGCACUAGACAAAGUUCACCUGAGCCUAGCAGUCCCAGGGAAUAUUGUUUUGAUGUGGACAGUGAUAUGGUCAAUGUAUUCAAGUUGGAAUUAGUAGAGAAACUUUUUGCUGAAGACACAGAAGCAAAGAAUCCAUUUUCAACUCAGGACACUGAUUUAGACUUGGAGAUGUUGGCCCCUUAUAUACCAAUGGAUGAUGAUUUCCAGUUACGUUCUUUUGAGCCAUUGUCGCCAUUAGAAAGCAGUUCUGCAAGCCCUCAAAGUGUGAACACAGUUAAAGUAUUUGAGCAGAGUGAAAUACAAGAACCUACCACGAACAUCACCACUGAUGAAUUAAAAACAAUAACAAAAGACAGUAUGGAAGACAUUAAAAUAUUGAUCGCAUCUCCAUCUAAUAUCCACAUACUUAAAGAAACUACCACAACAACAUCACGUUACAGUGGUACUCAAAGUCGGACAGCUUCACCAAACAGAGCAGGAAAAGGAGUCCUAGAACAGACAGAAAAAUCUUAUCCGAGAAGCCCUAAUGUGGUAUCUGUCACUUUGAGUCAAAGAAAUACUGUUCCCGAGGAAGAACUAAACCCGAAGAUAAUAGCUUUGCAGAAUGCUCAGAGAAAGCGAAAAAUGGAACAGGAUGGUUCGCUGUUUCAAGCAGUAGGAAUUGGAACAUUACUGCAGCAAUCCGAUGACCGCGCGGCUCCUACAUCGCUUUCUUGGAAACGUGUUAGAGGAUGCAAAUCUAGUGAGCAGGAUGGGGUGCAGCGAGAGACAAUUGUUUUAAUCCCCUCCGAUUUAGCAUGUAGACUGCUUGGGCAAUCGAUGGAUGAGAGUGGACUGCCGCAGCUGACCAGUUAUGAUUGUGAAGUCAAUGCUCCCAUUCAAGGCAGCAGAAACCUUCUGCAGGGUGAAGAGUUACUCAGAGCUUUGGAUCAAGUUAACUGAGCUUUUGCAAAAAUCUCAUUCCUUUUUUGUUUUGGGGUUUUUUUAUUAUUUUUUUGGACACUGGUGGCGCAUUACCUAAAACAAUCUAUUUAUAUUUUCUAUAUCUAAUAUUAGAAGCCUGGCUACAAUACUGCACAAACUCAGUUCAUUUUUUAUCCCCUUUCUACUUAAUUUACAGUACUCCUCCUUUUUAAUAUGUUCUUUUAAUGCCAGAUCACAGCACCUUUUCACAGUUCCUUGGUAUUGAAACCAUUGCAUUGCAGUAGUAUCAUUUAAAAAUGCACCUUUUUAUUUAUUUAUUUUUGGCUAGGGAGUUUGUCCCUUACCGAAUUAUUUUUAAUGAAAUGCCAAUAUAAUUUUUUAAGAAAGCAGUAAUCUUUCAUCAUGAUCAUAGGCAGUUGACAUUUUUUACUUGUUUUUUUUUUUCACAUUUUACAUAAACAGUAAUGCUUUGCCAGCAGUACAUGGUAGCCACAAUUGCACAAUAUAUUUUCUUAAAGAAGACCAGCAGUUAGUUACUCAUGCAAUAUAUUCUGCAUUUAUAAAAAUAGUUUUUAAGGAGAACUUUUUCUUUUGGCCUAUGAAAUUGUUAAACCCAGAUCAUGACAAUGUUAAACCUUAUUACAAUGAUUCUUAAAUGCUGUACGGUUUAUUAUUUACUUGGGUAAAGCCAUUUACAUACAUAGAAAGAUAUGCAUAUAUCACGAAGGUAUGUGGCAUUUGUUUGGAUAAAAUUCUCAAUUCAGAGAAAUGAUCUGAUGUUUCUUUAGUUACUUUGCCAGCUCACAAAACAGUAUCCUAUGUAGUUGUGGAAGUUUAUGCUAAUACUGUGUAAUGAUAUUAACUAAAUGUUCUGCCCACCUUGUUGGUAUAAAUACAUUAUAAGCAGAGUGUAAACAAAAAAAAAUCAUGCAUUGUUAGUAAUAUUGCCUAGUUUGUUAAUUUGUUCAAAAUAUGAUGUUUGGUUUUAUGCACUUUGUCGCUAUUAACAUCCUUUUUUCAUAUAGAUUUCAACAAUUGAGUAAUUUUAGAAGCAUUAUUUUAGGAAUAUAUAGUUGGUGUAGUGAACAUCUUGUUUUUUCUAUGGACAUUGUACAAAUGUUUCCUUCCUUCACUCUUUGUGGUUGGGUCUAACACUAACUGUACUGUUUUGUUACAUCAAAUAAACAUCUUCUGUGGACCAGG